Caenorhabditis elegans is the source of this 1971-nucleotide messenger RNA. It is a transcript of the gene oops-1, whose product is annotated as OOcyte Partner of Spe-11 (oops-1). The coding region runs from base 9 to 1613 and encodes 534 amino acids. NCBI's taxonomy places the organism in Eukaryota, Metazoa, Nematoda, Chromadorea, Rhabditida, Rhabditidae. The record is from RefSeq and is marked reviewed. The transcript is spliced from 8 exons.
AGGUAAAAAUGGAGAAGAACGAGAAGAACGGAGUGUUCUCGCGAGUAAGAUCUCGUUGGAGAAGCAUUUUCUCAAAGAAAGCUAAUCCAGUGAAACUUCGCGAUUGCAACCGGCUGACUUUCGAGCGAAUUCUCUCGGAUCCCAACGAACAAAUUGGCACAAUAGUGGCACAGGCGACUGUUGAACCGAUCACAUUACCAAACGGCGGCGGAAUUGCACUUAUUCAGGAGACAACGCUUUAUGAAGAAGAUUACGGGCUUGAAGAUUCAUCCAAUUUCCCGAUAAUCUCCGAAACCGCUCAGAGCUUGCGUCGUCGCAUGCGAAGACUGUCCUCUGGAGAUCUGAACGUUAUAAGAAGAAUGACAGAAGAAAUAGAUUUCGAUUUGAAGUUUCAGAAUAUCAUCUACGAUGGAAACGAGAUCACCGGAGAAACCGACGCUGAUAACGGGAACGAUCGUGCUUGUUUCAAGCCGGGACCCGAUUAUCCAAUUGACCAACAGAUGCUGUUUCUGAAACAAUGCAUCAAAAAGAUAGACACACGGCCACCGAACAUGUAUUAUUUGACAAAUGGCUGGUCAGUCGAUAACUUUGAAGCGCUUUUCAAGUAUAUGAUCCGGUCUGGAGAGGACUGUUCAAGGGAUACUCUUCUGAGAGUUGAAUUCAGAGAUUGUGUUGUCUCACUGAAAUCUUUGUACGACUUUAUUGAAGAAUACGCAACAUUCAAAGGAGUUAAGAUGCAUUCUGACUACGUCUACGCUAUUGUUCACUCGAGAAAUGAGAAACUUGAGAGACGACUGCGAGGCGCCAUUGAUUCAUUUAUGGAAAUUGAAUCGAAAAUUCGUCAGGCGAGAAUAUCCUACGUGUCGUCGUUCACAAUCAACUCACCGCACACUCCGAAUGUGUCAAUUAUCGUGAAAUUCUGUUGCCUGAAACCGUGUAACUCAGAUGCCAAGACGAAAAUGAGACAAAUUUCUGUUCAAGUCGACCACGUGACAGGGCGUUCUCGAAUGUCACUUCCAGAUGUUCGACAGCACGAAGGACUCGUUUGUGAAUGUUUGGGUGAUUUCUCACUGAUAAGACAUCGGCCGACGUCUGUUCCAGUCACAAAGAUUCUGGAUGAACAUCCGCCGCUGAUUGUUGACGAAGAAGUUCGUUUGAAGAGCUCUUAUCAGUUCAAUCCGGUCACUGGAGAACCGAUUCCCGACGAUGAGCAGCAGCAAGAACAAACUGAGAUUGAGGCAAGUAUCGAGGAUCCACUGGAAAUCAAUGAUUUCGUGGAAAUGUUCCCAUUAAUUUUGGUGCUUCUCGAAAAAGCUGGAAUCCAGGAACUGGAAGACGGCGAUGCUCCAGAAAAAUCGGUUUCAAAAUAUCCGAAAAAACGAUCGAUUGUCGAUGGAGCGUCAUCAGAAACAUGUGAAGAUACACAAUCGGUUGGCUCGUCUGAAAGUUCUGAGCCAAGAUCUCCAGAAUUUACUGAAUAUUCGGAAUCGGAAGACACUGCUGCGGAUUCGGAGACUUCAGAUUCCGAGUCUUCAUCUGAAGAUGAGAAGGAGAACAUGAAAUCUUCAAUUAAAGAACUCGAAUUGAUCAAGGAUGCUCCAGAGGAUCUUUAAAUUCUUCUUCAUUCCGUUAAUGUUUAUUCUAACUUUAUAUUUAUUGUUAUAGAGAGAGCCACAAUUAUUGUUCUUAUUGUACUAUGCUUAAAGUUGCCAAUUCAUAUGUCAUUUAUAACCCAUAAUAGUGUCUCUAGUUGCUCCCCCCACCAUCUCGCUUUAUUUUUUAUUUUUUCUCAUAAUUUUCGUGUACCACGGGUACUUAGAGGUUCAUAAAUUCGAUUAUUUCUUGCCCCCUGAUCCCCUUAUACAUAAUCCAAUCAUCUCCCGUACCACACAAUCGUUGAUAAUUAACUAAUCAUAUCCUUUUGAUUUUGCUCUUUUUUCUAUGUUAAGUAUGAAAUUUUUAUGAACCCUU